Molecule: messenger RNA, 420 nt
Organism: Talaromyces marneffei
Lineage: Eukaryota; Fungi; Ascomycota; Eurotiomycetes; Eurotiales; Trichocomaceae
Exons: 4
Coding region: 1-420 (139 amino acids)
Biological process (GO): translation
Cellular component (GO): ribosome
Molecular function (GO): structural constituent of ribosome
Source: RefSeq, a predicted model, not a curated record
AUGGGUCGCGUCCGCACAAAGACCGUCAAGAAGUCCGCCAAGGUCAUCAUCGAGCGUUACUACCCCAAGUUGACGCUCGACUUCGAGACCAACAAGCGUCUUUGCGAUGAAAUCGCCAUCAUUGCCUCCAAGCGUCUUCGCAACAAGAUUGCUGGUUACACCACCCAUUUGAUGAAGCGUAUCCAGCGUGGUCCCGUCCGCGGUAUCUCCUUCAAGCUCCAGGAAGAGGAGCGUGAGCGCAAGGAUCAAUACGUUCCUGAGAUCUCCGCUUUGGACGUUUCUCAGUCCGAGUCUGGCCAGCUUGAUGUCGAUGCUGAUACCAAGGAUCUCCUCAAGAGCCUCGGCUUCGACUCCCUCAAGGUCAACGUUGUCCAAGUCUCCCAGCAGCAGCAGACUGAGCGCCCUCGCCGCUUCCGGUAA